Messenger RNA from Peniophora sp. CBMAI 1063, 1617 nucleotides. NCBI's taxonomy places the organism in Eukaryota, Fungi, Basidiomycota, Agaricomycetes, Russulales, Peniophoraceae. The record is from the annotation of a GenBank genome assembly.
AUGGCCCCGCGUUCGGACGCGCCAAAGUACCCUCCUCCGUCCUCCUCGUCCCAAUCGCCGACCCAACAAGCGCCCACCCCGACCCACCACGAACCCCCUUGGUCGGGCUGGAUAGAAACUACAGGCGAUGCGCUCAUCAUACUCGAGGCCGCCAGACGCGGGCUCAUUCCCCGCGUCACCCGCCGUUUGGUCGACUCUGAGCGCAAGAUGAUCACAUCAGGAUCCGUAUUCGUGUUUGACGAGGAGGAAUCAGGCAUCCGUCGUUGGACAGACGGCCUCUUCUGGAGUGCAAGUCGGAUACUCGGCAACUUCCUGCUUUACCGCGAGACCGACAAGCGUGGCGCCGGCCACAAAUCUUCCCGCUCUGAUGCGGCGGCGGAAGAGCCCCCUGCAUCGGCAUCAGCAGCAUCGAAUGCGAGCGGCGAAGGCAGCUCUACAUCAAAAUCCAUCACCAACAACGGUGGCGACGUGCACUCCCUCAGCCGGCCCCGCGCAGAGACGUCACGGCUCGGGAUCGACAGGCAACGUGAACGCAGCCUGGUGGGAAGCCUCACCAAUGACGACAAGUUCAAGCCAGGAGGCAUGGUCAAGAAAACCUUCUCACUCACCAUCAACGGCGUCCCGCAGCAUCUGAUCUCGUAUUACAAGGUCGAAGACGUCGAGGCCGGACGCUUGCGGCCCCCUUCAUCCUAUCCGGAGCUUGCCGCGCUCGACAUCAGCGCGGAUUUCCUAGACAAGGUCAAUUUCCGCAAUCCGCCCAAGCUCGAGGUCGGAUGGGACGGGAAGCCGCGAUACCGUGGCGAGGCUGAUGAACUCGAAACAUCGCCGCACGCGCUCACGGCAGCCCUCAGUGGCAGCUCCGGCGCACUCCCUCUGCUCUCAGAGCCCACGGAUGUCGGAGCUACGCUGGGAAGGAGCGCCAAACGCUAUGAGCCCUACGGCUCGCCCGCGAAAGUAAAGCGGCGCAUCAAAACCUCUCGCUCCCAGCCCACAUCGCCCGCCUCAGAUGAGCCUGGCCCGUUCUCGCCUGCUCACUCCAGUUACGCGGUCGAGCAGAUGGGCUUCGGGGGCGGUCAUGCUCCCAGCGCGGUAACCACGCACCCUUAUCCGGGUCAAAUCUACACGAUGGCGCCGCAGUACACCUACCAGAACAUGGCUCCCUCGUUCUCGGCGGGUCACGCGGCUCAGACGCUGCCCCCCAUGCAGAUCCCUCCGACGUACCCUGCUUCGGCGCCGGCAUCUGCGCAUGAGUAUUCGGGUAUGCCCACGAGCGCUGGCGGAUCGUCGUUCACGCCACCUACGAACCAGCCGUACGAGGGUUCCGUGGGCGAUACGUCUCCGACACAUUCAGCUGGUUAUGCCCACUCGCCAACGGCGUUUUAUUCGCCGUACCAGCAACAGCAGCAAGCAUCGCGUCAGUCGGCGACGAUGGGUGGAGGCCAACAGUGGGCUCAGGAAGGGCUUCAACAGCCUCCUUCCUACGUUCAUUCGCAGACGUAUGCAAGUGGGCAGCCACAAGGAUCACACCCCCUGGCCUAUCAGGCGACGUCUGAGAAGUCGGAGCCGUCCGAGUACGACUCGAGCGGGUACAACGGGCUCGCGCCUCUCCUCGGCUGA